Penaeus vannamei (Pacific white shrimp) is the source of this 1479-nucleotide messenger RNA. The record is from RefSeq and is a predicted model, not a curated record. NCBI's taxonomy places the organism in Eukaryota, Metazoa, Arthropoda, Malacostraca, Decapoda, Penaeidae.
GGAAGAAAGACCUUACAAGCCUGGAAAUGUUUUGAGCUCUUCCCGUAGGGCGAGCUCCUAUCACCACAAUAGUCAGAGCUCCAGUAGUAGAGAUAUUCAUGGAUCCACUACAAGAAUUUACAGCAAAAGGGAUGACUGGACUGGGAAUGAGAGCUGGACAAGAUCAACAGAUGACAGUAGGGUAUCAAGCUGGAGACACCACAGAGACAACCCACAAGAUCAUUGGUUAGAUGCUUCGAUGAAAGGAACCCUAGAUGGCAAACAAUGGGAGUCAUCUUCGUCUUACUGUGAUAGUUGGAACAGAGGCAAGCAAGAAUAUGGCAAGGGCAGCAGAAGUGGAAAGGUGUGGGUUAAUGAUGCUCCAUCCACUAGUGACAGAAAUUGGUCUCCUGGUAAAAGUGGGCCUGAAUCAUCUAGAUUUGGAGUAAGACCUUCCACUCCUCGUACUUUUACCAGGAAUCCACCUCCUCCUACUCCACAGCCGCAGACAAAUAUCUCUUCAAAGCUGCCUCUCCACAUGCUGGGACAUUUCAGUAUUAUCAAGAAAAUAAAUCAUGAUAACCAGGAAGAAUGCGAUUCAAGAGAAGGUUCACCUAAGACAACCACAAACAGUUCUGAACCUGUAGAUACCUCUUUUGAACCAAACAUUUCUGCGGCCAAGGAAGCAAACCAAGGCAUUGAUUCUCCUGAAUAUGUUCCCACUGAUAUUCAAAAGCCAGAAACUACUAAUGCUGAGAUGUCUAAAACAAAGCCUCAGUCUUAUGAGGAGACUGCUAACUUUAAAGAUACAGAACAGAUUCCAUUCUUAGUCUCUGAUGAGGGCUCAGCCUGGGUUGAAGCUCCAGAACUAGGCUCAGAGGGCUAUGACACUGCUCCGAGCUGGACCUCCAUGUCCUAUAGCAACCAGCCUCGUGCAGAAGAAAGAGGCUCUUACAGCUCUCAAGAUCAGAGAAGCAAGAUCCACUUCAAGUAUCAGAAGAAGACAGUGUUGUGUAUGGAAAACCCAGAUUACGAAAGGAUGAACAAGUCAAAAAGAUACAAGAGCUACAGUUUUCAUCGUGCCUCAAAUUCCCAACAGAGAAAAUAUCAGAAAUACUGUGAUGAUCGGUCAUCUUCUGAAGAUUUAGAUGACAGCAGCCAUACUUACCAAGAUGCCUCCUCCAGUAGAGAAGAUCCUCCAGCUGAACCUGCAGACCCUUUUGGUAACCAGUUCUCAUGGAGUGACUUAAAGAAUCUAGAAAACUUCAACUGAGACUAUAAUCUCUUAUCUCGACCCUUUAUACUAACACACAGUAUUUUCUUUUAUUUUCUUCCUUCUCUUUUUUUGGAUCAUAUGGAAAAAAUCCCUUUCCCAACUUAUCAUGCAACCUUUCCCUCUGCUUUUCUUUCUUUUUUUCUUUCCUUCUUUUCUCCCUCUCUCCCCUCUUCUCUCCCAGCUCUCUCCUCUUCUCUCCCAAUCUACCCUCUUCUCUCCCUCUC